AUGCAGCUUUAUUGUGGGCAAAGCCAACCCAGCGCACAAACACGCCGGAGCUUGCUUCUUCUCGCCAUUGUAACAUCCACUGCAUUGUGUCCCGGGCUGUGUUUGCUCCGGCUUCGGCGCGGAUGCUUUGAACCAACCUGCCCUGCCUGCCCCGCCCUGGGCGAAGAGAGGUGACUAAACGCCUCGUCAUGUGACCGGGAGGGGCGGCGGCCACGCGCUCCGCUAUCAGGGCAGCAGCAGCAGUGGAAAAUUUUCAGUCUUUUCGGGGGUGCGCGCGCAGCUGAGGAUACGCCGCUAUCACUUCUCUAUCUCUAGAACAUUCCCGUCAAGCGGUGACGGGGGGGGGGCGGAGAUACUUCCGGAGCGGCUCCUGGAGCCAUAACACAGCGGUGCCUCAAAGGGGUGGGGUUGGCGCCUUUCCAGUGAGCGCCCUUGUACUUGGUAGGGCUUACUUCCGAGUAAACCACGCCGAAUAACGUGGGGAGCUGCUGAGGGCUUUCUGUUUUGGAAGCGCGCGGCAUGGCUUCCCCCAGGCGAGGGAGGGCCGCUUGAAACCAAUGAAGGCGCCAAAAAGAGCGAGGCGCGCGCGCGGUAGGGGCUGUUGCAAAGGCAUCCCCCCCCCCCCACACACACACCCGCCAAGCUGUGGGGAAAGACCGGCAUCUCUCUCGUGCUGUGUCUCCUCCUCUCACCCACCCAAGCGGGGCUGCUUGGCGCCGUAGCUUCCGUCCCGCACUUAGCACAGAAACGGCGGGAAACAAACCCCCUCCUUGAAAUGCACAGAACGGGGUCUCCUCUGGACCGCGCAAAAAGAGCCCUUCAGGAGCAAAAACGGGGCGCGUGUGUGCCGUGUGUCAUGCGAUCGAUUAUGCGAGGUGGGGCAUUACCUGCCCCCCCUCCAGUAUUUUAUUCAAGUUGGCACCGUUGGGGGUGGAUGCCUACCCCACCCCCAAUCAAGUGAAAUAAAUGAAGAUGCUUAACUGAAAGUAAAAAUUGUAGAAAGAUUUCGACAAGUUUUUCUGAGCACUUGGGGUCAAAACAAAGUCAUUUAAAACAACUGUUGUUGAGACAUGUCCUGCUGGACAGAGCCAGGCAGAGGAUGAGGACAGGUGGGUGCCCUGCUCUCCCCACAACAUAAAUCCCAUGCUCCUACCUGGGAGACUAAUCCAUAAAAUCCUGGCUUUCAUUUGAAAAUAGAAACCCCAAAUGGGUUUCGAGCAUUGAUAGCACCUGGGAUAUGUGGCAAAAUAUACAGAUAUUAUUCUCAUUAUUUUCGAGUGGUUUCCUCCUCUCAGUGUUCUGUUGACUGUUUUGUUCUGUUGAAAAACUCCUACAGGUGGGGCGAGAGAUAUCUUACCAGUGAAAGCCCACCACAGAUGCAUGGUCACCCCCACCACCCCAGUUUUUCAAGAUGGCUCACAGCGCGAUCCUAUCCAUGCCUAUACAGUGGUCAGUCCCAUUUUCAAUUACUCCCAUAUAUAUAUGCCUGCAGCCUCAGUCUCCAGAGUUCUUGGAAUAUGCUCUCUCAGAAGUAAUUCAAGGUGUGAAGAGUCAAUGGGGUUCUAUUGGGGUGGUGGUAAGAAGUAAAUAAUGACUUGUACACUGAAACAUCUGAGAUAUCUAUAUGCAAGGUGAGCUGUGGAAUAGAGUGCACUAUGAGGUGAGAAAUAUAAGGGCAAGAGAGAUUCAGAUGGACCUGAUGGUUAGCUGGUGGUGUAGCAUAGCAUAGCAUAGCAUAGCAGGAUGUCAAACUAGGUCUACUGAAACCCAUCUUUGAAUUCUACUCAGCCUUGAAUAUCACUGGGGGGUGUUGGACCAAUCGCUCUCUCAGACUAACCUAUCUCACAGAGUUGGUGUGAGAAUAAAAUGUAGCAAAACCCUAUCUAUAUUGAACUUCCUGGCAGGAAAAGAGUUUACAUGUAAUAGAUACUAGUAGCUAAGAGAACAAAAAGAAAGAGGCAUCUCAUAUCUACAGAGGGGGGAAAACAAAAAGAGAGGGCGCCGUAAACCUUUAUGUUUUGUGGCACAGCAUGGUUAUUUGUGUUUUUAAGUAGGGUAAAGGUGGUGAACUAACUUCUAGCAAUGUGCCCUUUUUGUACACAUUACGUUUCUAUGUAUGAUUGAAUUCCAUUUAGUUACAAUGUUGGCAGAAACUCUCUGCAGGAAUGUAAGUAAACUCAAUAUAAAAGAUGUGCAAGUUGCCACAAGACUAAACCUGGUUAUUAGCUGCUUCCCAAGUCCUUAUUUCUGUGAAAGUUUGAUGCAGCUGAAUUAGCUGGAACUGAAGUUUAUAAGCCCCUGCAUCUCAAAAUAAGGCUUUGGGCUACUUUGUUUCAGGUAUUACAAUGACUGUGGGAAUGAUAUCUUCCAAGAUGCACAAUCAUUCUCUCCAAUCAAAAUCACUGGUUUUGUGCAGCACUUUUAUGUGCAGUGAUUCCGAAGAACCCUUACAGAUAAGGAACUGUGCAUCCCAAACUGAAUUUUGGGCUGCUACAAAUAAUCCAUCCACACCUCCAGGAGAGUGUCCUGUUCAAGAAGCCCCAUUCAUGUCUAUCUGAAUACUUCAUUUUGGUGCAACACAUUGUGAAGCUCCUGCCCCAUGCCAGUAAUCAAGAUACAAAUAAAGCAUGCAUCCAUUCCUUAAAGUGUGUCCUCUAUGAGGAAUUUUAGCAUCACAUUUGACCCAACACUUUUCUUUUGCUCAAUUCACUAUCAAGGCCCCUGGCCCCCCGACAAUUGCUUAAUGAAUAAUGAACUGUGUAUGUGUGUGUGCCAGACUAAGAUUUGGGCUACAACAAAAUACACACCUAGAAUUCCAGGAGUGUGCCGCCUUCUACAUGUUGACCUAACAUUGCAUCCAGCCUAACACUUUGGUUGUGGUGCAAGGCAGCACCAAACUUGUUGUUUCCAUGCCAAUAACACAUUGAUAGAUUUUUGUAUGGGGCAGUAUGCUUUAGACUGAGCAUCCUACAGCAAAGGAAGGCAGUGGACUGCAGCUAAUGCUAGGUGUCUCAAUGAGGGCACUCUUCAAUAUACUAUUUAGGAUGGCCCGAAACGUAUCCAUUUUGACAUAAAUUGCCAAUUAUUGCUGUGGGCUCAGUGCACUUGAUGGCGUUUUGCAUAUAAACAAAGCACUGGCUCCUUUUUGAGACUGCUUUCAUGGAAGUUUGGAUUAUAGAACUAAGAAUGUCUAACUAAUUUCAGCCUCAUUAAGUGAACCUCAGAGUGAUUUGAAAUGUGCAUCCCCGCUCUCACUCAAGUUUUCAUUUGUUCUGCGCAGAGCACAUUUUAUCCAUUAAACAGUUCAAACACUACGUGUAACAUCCACACAUUAUGGAAACAUUGUCCCAUUACAACUACCAUUAUAUCAGUGAGAAAUGAAAUUUAUUCAUAGUUCAAGGGGGACUGGAAUAUUUUCAGCCUUGGUUGGGCUACCCCAGGGUGGGCAGAAGGUGCAUAUUCAAUAAGGUUCAACAAGGUUUCUGACUCCCAGUUAAUUUGCAACGGCAACAACAAAAAGGCACAUACAAACACACUCCAAAUUUGGCUGCUAGGUAAUGGGAGGAAGGAACUGGGAGUGUGGUUUUUUUGUGAUAGGACUAUGAAUUCAGUUCUGGGAAUAAAAACUGGGCUGAGCAAGUGGUCAGAUAUACCCUGGGUCCUUAUUCUAAGGGGGUGUUGCCUGCCUCCACCAUCCCAGCCACUAUUUUGCACCUGACUCUGCUUAGAGGGCUUUGGGAUUCUAGUGAAAGCAAAACAAAGUGGACCCUGCAGGACUGAAGUCUGCCUUCCCCUGAAGAAACAUCUUGCAUUCUGUAAAUAAAUGUGUCUUCCUUGUAGUUGCCAAGUAGAAUUUCUCCUUCCCCAAUUUGAAGAUUGUUCAAAGCAUUUGAAAGGGGAACUUGCACACCCCUCCACUGUGUUGAAAUUUAUUUUAAGACUUCCUUUUCAGACAUUACAGUUCUUUCUACUUCUCCAAUCCAAGCUUGGUUUGAGAGUGUGAAAAGUGAAUACAUUUCAUUGGUUGUUCUCCAGUGGGUUGUGGAUUCUAUGUCCUGAACUGAAAGUUCCAUUUUCAUAUUAUCCAAGCAUUUAGGUUGUGUGGAACUACAUGUAUGCCAAAUUUUCAUUUUUGUAUCUGUUCAUCAUCAUCUUUACUGCUGAGAUUUGUCUUGGCAAAAACCAGUUUGAGAAGUCAAUGAAAAACUUAGGCUGCAAUCUUAUACCCCUAAUGUGAACUCAAUGGGACUGACUUCUGAAUAGGCAUGCAUAGGGUGGCACUUAGUGUUUCAUAUCCCGAUAAGAUGGUGUCUUCAUGCUCAACAUGAUCCUAGGCAGUUUUUGUUGUAAAGUGACUACAGCUCCUGGAACUACAUCAAUUUAAUACUGCUUUAAUACUGAAAUGAUUAUAAUAAGUGUUGUUUGUGUUUUUUUCUGUGGGACUCAAGUGGGACUUAUUCCCAUGUGAGUGAACACAGGAUCACCAAAUAAGGCUACCCCACCUACCUGGGAGUAAACCCAAUUAAAUUAACCAUGCUGUUACUCAUCUCUUUCAAUCAUGCUAUUAUGAGCUCUAAUAUUUGGGAGUCAAGUCAGGACUGGUCCUGCCAUUAGAAACAGUGAGACAACCACCCCAGCUGGCAGAAGUUGGAGGCAGCAUUCUCUCACUGUUUCUCCUGAGCUUCUCAGCUAUUUCCCUCUGUUGCCACAUGACCACUCCUAGGUCCCCUAAUCUGGCCUGCAGUCUCAGGUGUGGUGGAUGCUAUCCUGUCACAAGCAAUUAAAAUAAGAUUCAAGAGCUUGUCCAGCCAGCUUUUGUACAUGGAAUGGGUAAGGGGCAUAUGUCAAGCUGCAAAAUGUCUUGACUUGUCCCUGGUUCAGUUACAAAUCCAAAGAGUGUUGCUCCAGGAUAGCUAUUUGUAUUCAAGAAUGAGACUAGCUUUCAUGCUGUCACCAAGCACAGCUGACACUGCUGUUUACAACUGGGCAGAAACUAGGGGCACCUGCAAGAAAAUGUUGGGGGGUCCAGGCAGCCAGCCAUGCCUUUUUCCUCUCUGGGUUCCCCUCCUAUCAAUGUGGUGUCAUUUGUGUGUGUGUGUGUGUGUGUGUGUGUGUGUGUGUGUGUGUACUUCUGCUAACUUUGGGGCUCCCCCAAGCCUGCUGGUCCAAUUUCAGCUACAUAUGGAGCCGCACUCAGAGAAUCUGUUCUCCAUUAGCACAGGGUGUAGUCCUUGUUGUUGUUUAGCCGUUUAGUCGUGUCCAACUCUUCGUGACCCCAUGGACCAGAGCACGCCAGGCACUCCUGUCUUCCACUGCCUCCCACAGUUUGGUCAAACUCAUGCUGGUAGCUUCGAGAACACUGUCCAACCAUCUCGUCCUCUGCCUUCCCCUUCUCCUUGUACCCUCAAACUUUCCCAACAUCAGGGUCUUUCCCAGGGAGUCUUCUCUUCUCAUGAGGUGGCCAAAGUAUUGGAGCCUCAGCUUCAGGAUCUGUCCUUCCAGUGAGCACUCAGGGCUGAUUUCCUUAAGAAUGGAUAGGUUUGAUCUUCUUGCAGUCCAUGGGACUCUCAAGAGUCUCCUCCAACACCAUAAUUCAAAAGCAUCAAUUCUUCAGAGAUCAGCCUUCUUUAUGGUCCAGCUCUCACUUCCAUACAUCACUACUGGGAAAACCGUAGUCCUAGGAAUCAAAAUAGUCAAGUCAGGAAGAGAACUGACACUUACUAAAUUGCUCUCAAAGAGUUUCCCAAAUGUACUUUUCAGCCCUCCUUCAAAAGAAAAACAUGCCACUUACAGAAAGCAUUGGCAGAUGUCAAAGCUUCCAAACAAUACAGGAGCAAAACAAAGAAAUGAACUACAGCAAACUUUGGGGGGGGGGGGACAUAUUCCAAUAUAAUAGAAUCACUUGUGAUCUUACUACUAUGCUGCCUAGAUUACGUUUGUGGGAAGCACAAAGGUUACUGAAGCACGGUUGUUUGCCUCUGUUCUCAAAACCCUCUAUCCCUUUCCUGAAUCUUUCAUUAAUAGAUGGGUUGGCUCAGAGGAAAAUUUUAAAAAUACAAUAUUUAUUUUUGUAUUUAAAAGGCUGGGGAUGGGGAGCUAAAAAAACACACACACACUAGAGCAUAGAAACACACUCAUGGAAUGAAAUUUAUUUAUUUAUAGAUAUUUCUUUUAUAUGUUUGUGUUUAUUUCUUCCUAACCCAGUGCAAGGAGUUGAAAGAAAAUCUUGCUUUUCCCAGGGUGAAAGAAUUGUAAAAUACAUCUAUGAAUUAAAAAUGUAUGUCAGGCUUGGGUAGAUUCUGUUACUUGGUUAUUCUGUUUAAUUCUGGCAGAGUUUCCAUAAAGUGUAUCUAUAAAUGCCCAGCACCACAGUUACAUAAGGAAUGAGUAAUACUCAUUAAAGGCAUGCACACAAGUCAGGGCAGUUCAUAUAAUUUUCCUCCUGGAUAUGUUAUAUCAUUAUCAUGUGAUAUUAACAGUAUCCUAGACUUAACUGGAAAUUGUGACUUAGGUGGUUAAUAAUACAGAAUGACAACUGAGUCCUGAAUUCAUACCCUCAAAAUCUAAUACAGUACCGUAUACCAUAAGCAGAAUUUUUGUUCUUAUUAGACAAAAGUUUUAGCAGCCUUGGUGGUACAAGAAAACAUGAGUUAAAUAAGGUUGGAAAUGUUUUGUUUUGGUUUUAUUGAGUCACACAAAAUCUUCAGAUGCAGUGUUCCCACGGUGGAAGUCUUCCUUUUGGCACCAUUUUCACCCAUACCCCAUCUCAUCUAAGCAUUUUAAAACCAUAGGUUUUAUCAGUCAGUUUUGGUAACAUCUGAGGACUUAGGAGAUGCUGUGGUUGUAUACAUAUGAUCAGUGCUUUUUUCUUUAAAAAAGUUAAAAAUGCUUAGGGGUACUCUCAUUUUCCUACUCAUAUUGAAAUACUGCCCCUCAAUGAGGCCAAACUUAAUUUCACAAAAUGUUUAGGAGUAUGUGCACCCCUGCGUACCCCCAUGGAAAAAAGCACUGCAUAUGAUAAUUCAGUGAUGUUACAUUUAUCUAUGAAAUCAGCAGCUGGUGGACCAAAAAUUAGACUAGUGAGCUGUGGUGGCAUUUCAGAAAACAUUACCGUGUCCAGAGGGUGUUCUGUACAAUUUAGUAUAAUUUACAAUUUGGUUUGAUUUGUGUUGGGGGCAGAAGGACACGCACCUGUCAUCAUCCUCUGUCUGGCUCUGUUUAGCAGAUUUGGAAUGAAAUGUUUCAACAACUUGAAUAGCUUCUUCAGCUAAUACAUAAAUCCGGCACUGCAAACGAGACUGUGUUGUUCUGGUUUUGCAGAUGGGGAAACUGAGGCCGAAGGCAUCCACGGGACCCAGAAAAAAAAAACUUAGGAUCCAAAAGCAAAGCCCUGCCCCCAUUGUAAUUUGAAGCCUCCAUCAUUUCGAAGAAUCGCCGGCGUCGAGUUUCGCCCUGCUGCUAAGUAACAGCCUCGUGAUCCGCUUCUUGUGCGGGAAAGAGUUGGCUCCUCCCGAGGGUUAAACAGCGUCCCCGGAGCUGCCUCGUAAGGCGGAGUCGGAAGAGCUCCCGGGGCGGAGCGACGGAGCUCCGUGUUGGUAUACAAAGAGCGGUUGCACGUUGUCGAGGGGAAGCCGCGCCCUGUUCUUCCGCCGCUCCCCCUUCUCUGACGUCGCCGCAUUCCGCCCUCAAAAGCGGAGGCAUCGCCAGACAUUCCCAGACCUGAGCGCGACGUUCCGCGAGAGCUGAUGCUGCGCCUGCUGCUCGGCGGCUCACAAUAGAGGAAAACACAAAAAACCAACCACCUCGCUAAGCGUCCAAGCCGCAUACCUCACUCUCCGCCUCCAGAAUUUUCGUCGUGAUUCUUCUUGCUUUAUUUAAUAAAAGAACCAUAAAUUAUUAUUUUAUACCGGCUUUUUUUUUACGAAACAAUUUAAAACAAAACCUAUUGCUGAUAUUUUAAUUUUGUGUAUAUAUAUAUAUAUAUAUAUAUAUAUACACACAUAUAUAUAUAUUUCUUACUGGGCCUUUUAAUUGUUAAUAUCUGAGGGUUUUUGUCGUCGUUUUUUGCUUUCGUUGAAGAAGCGAAUUAAAUCGCGGAGAUCUCAGAAUUUUUUUUUGAAUUUUAAUUUUUGUGGGGUGGAAAGGAGAUCCGGAAUAUCCAAGGCUUCACUGAUCGAGGUAAAAAAAAAUCUUCUUGGGCUGUUUCAGGGGGUUGGGGGAAUCUGUGAUCAUGGGGAGGGGGCUGGUUUGCUGCUGUGGUAGCGAAGGCAUGGCAACAACACAAAACCCCCCAAAUCGUUCCUUUACGUAAGAUUGGGUGUUAAAAAAAAAGACAUACCCCAGCCAGCGUUACUGCAUCUUUGGAGAGCUUGGGAUGGGGAAGACCUACUAGAAAACAGGCGCUGCUGGUGCAGUCUUGUGACUGAUUUGCAUUUUUUCCAUUUUAAAAAUGCAGGGACCCCUCUUUUAUUAUUAUUAUUAAUUAUUAUUACUAUUAUUAUGAGGAAGGGUGGAAGGGAAUGGCCAAGGAAAGGAUAACCAGCAAGGCAGGGUGGUUAAUGUACUGAAAGGGAAUGUGACAAUCACCCGACGGGGUUGCAUCAUUUUCCGUUCCGAUGGGGUGGAGUUGGCUGGCCGCCCAAACCUGUACAGAGGUUUGUGUGUGUCCGUGUGUCAUUUCUGGUUUGACACAAGUCGAUUUUCGUGAACCUUCAACUAGCCUUUGCAACUUCGGGUUUCUCCUGGUUUAGUCUACCCUUUAAGAAGUCAACCCUUGUAAUUAAAAUGACUACCUUUAAAUGUCUUGCGGGGGGUGGGGGGGAGAGUGGAGAGCAAGUGAUGUAUAGGUCGAAAUGGAUUGUUGGGCAGAUAUGUGGUGUUGUGUUGUGUUGUGUUGUGUUGUGUUGUGUUGUGUUGUGUUGUGUUGUGCAGUGCACCCCCUUGCCUUUCACACGCAGAUCUUCCCCAUUGGCGGGGGCUGCCGUGUCGAAGCUGGAGAUUAUCUUUGUUCUACUCUCUUGUACUUUUCCUUCCCUUGCCAUCUCCCUCCUCCCUCCCAUCUCUGCUGGUACUUUUCCACUCGCCUGGCUGCCUAUGAAUCAGCCGCGGUGAGCAGAAGCGGCGGCGGCGGCUGCUCACGUGACCCAAUUCGGGAGGACUACUGCAGUAUUGACGUUUCCCCCUUUUUUUUUUUUUACCUUCACAGACAAGGCAAGUCCAGCAGCCAAGGACAAAAGAUCAAGAGGAGCCCAGGCUUGCUGCCACUAUCCCAAAUAG
Molecule: messenger RNA, 9276 nt
Organism: Podarcis lilfordi (Lilford's wall lizard)
Lineage: Eukaryota; Metazoa; Chordata; Lepidosauria; Squamata; Lacertidae
Source: the annotation of a GenBank genome assembly